AUUUUUUUCGCCGAUUUUCGUUCUUAAGUUUUUAAAAUCCAAUCUAACAAAGCUUUUUCGUUGCAGUUUGUCGUUUUUAAACUUUUUAAAUGCAAUCUAAAAACACAUUCUAUUGCAGCUUUUCAUUCUUAAAUUUCUAAAUCUUUGUAACUCGUUGCAUGUAUAGACAAAACAUAUAACAUUUCUUUCAUGUGCAGAAAAAUAAUAUUCGCUUACGCGUUUACGAAAUUGGAGAUACUUUAACAAAUAAAUUCAUGUGUGAAUAAAAGAUGUUCGUGCGCUGAAAGAAUAGAGACACGAAGAAUAAUUAACUUUUUAAACAUUUUUUGUGUUAAUCCCUUAGCAGCUGAGGUAAUUAUAAAAAACAAAAGCCACACAAAAAUUUCAUGCGAUCGUUAAAUUUCACGUGUGGGACACGAACUCUAUUGUUUUUGACAUGCAAAAAAUAGAUCAUGUAUUUAACAAUGGAUAUAUAAUAAAAACUAAAGUUCUGGCGCUAACAAAAGUUCAUGUACAGGUGAUAACUAUCUUGCUCAUGUAAUAUUACAUUCAGGCGGUACUGUAGAUGUGCAUAUUUGAUUACAUGGGUAGCCUCACAAAUAUAGAUAGAUGUGCAUAUUUUACAUGGCUAGCCUCACAAAUAUCGAGGGAUAUACCCUGUCUAUUAUUCCAGGAGGGGCCAUGGCUUAGAGUCCUGGAGUAUUUAAUGCUCAUUUUGAGCUACGCAAACUCAAUGCUAGGGUUCACAACUCUGCCAGAGAACUCCCUGCCUGCAACAUCCAACACGGCCCACACAGUGCGCCAUCUCCCCAAUUUCCCUCACAUGGCUUGGGUUAACCUGGGGCUAUGGUAAUCUCCUGGAAGAAUUUGAUAGAAUAUAUAUCAUCCCUCAAGUGUUAGAAAAAAUGGAUCUUUUAAACAAAAAGAAAUCUUUCAUUGGGAAACCUGCACCUCUUGGAUAUGUUGCUGGUCUUGGAAGAGGUGCUACUGGUUUUACAACACGUUCAGAUAUUGGUCCUGCACGAGAUGCUACAGAUAUUCCCGAUGAAGCACAGCAAGCUGCCUUGCAAACUCAAAUGAUGAGACACAAAAAGCGUGAUGAUGAUGAUGAAGAUGAGGACUUAAAUGAAUCGAAUUAUGACGAGUUUGCCGGAUAUGGUGGCAGCUUGUUUACAAGUGGUCCAUAUGAGAAAGAUGAUGAAGAAGCUGAUGAGGUGUAUGAAGCAAUUGAUCGAAGAAUGGAUGGGAAGAGGAAAGAAAGAAGGGAGAAGAAAUUCAAAGAAACUGUUGAGAAAUAUCGUCAAGAGAGACCUAAAAUCCAACAGCAGUUCUCUGAUUUAAAGCGAAAACUCACAGAAGUUUCAGCACACGACUGGGCAAUGUUACCAGAAGUUGGAGAUGCUAGAAACAAAAAGAUGAGAAAUCCAAGAACAGAAAAGUUCACACCAGUUCCUGAUAGUGUUAUUAGAUCAGCUUUGUUGGCUGGUCAAACAGCAACAGCUGUCAAUACAAUGGACCAACUGGGUGGUUUGAAUACACCAUAUCCUGGACUUUCCACACCAGUCACAGGGGAUUUGGAUUUAAACAAAAUUGGAGAAGCAAGAAAAUCUUUGGUUAAUGUGAAAUUAGAUCAGGCUUCAGAUUCAGUAUCUGGUCAAACUGUUGUUGAUCCAAAAGGGUAUUUAACAGAUCUGCAAAGUUUAACGCCAAGUUCUAGCGGUGACAUCGGCGAUAUUAAGAAAGCAAGGCUGUUGUUGAAAUCUGUCAUUACAACUAAUCCAAAGCAUGCACCUGGUUGGAUAGCUGCUGCUCGUCUGGAAGAAGUCACUGGUCAUUUACAGAAAGCAAGAAACCUAAUCAUUCGAGGUACUGAAGCAUGUCCUAAAAGUGAAGACGUGUGGCUGGAAGCGGUUCGACUAGAGCCGACAGAUUUGUCAAAGGCAGUUGUUGCGCAAGCUAUAAAACACCUUCCACAGUCUGUUCGCCUUUGGAUUAAAGCAGCUGACAUGGAGGAAGAAAUUGUGGCACAGAAAAGAGUAUUUAGAAAAGCUCUGGAAAAUAUACCCAACUCUGUUCGUCUUUGGAAGGCUGCAGUCGAGUUAGAAGAACCUGAAGAUGCUCGUAUAUUGUUGUCUCGAGCUGUUGAGUGUUGUCCACAAAGUGUCGAGCUCUGGUUAGCUUUGGCACGUUUAGAAACAUACGAAAAUGGUAGAAGAGUGUUAAACAAAGCUCGUGAAAAAAUUCCCACAGAUCGUCAGAUUUGGAUCACUGCUGCAAAAUUAGAAGAAGCUAAUGGGAACACUACUCUAGUAGAUAAAAUCAUUGAAAGAGCUGUCUCGUCGCUGGCUGCUAAUGGUGUAGAAAUAAAUCGUGAAUUAUGGAUUGUGGAUGCUGAAGAUGUCGACAAAUCAGGCUCAACAUACACAGCCCAGUCAAUCAUUCGUACAGUGAUUGGUGUAGGAAUUGAAGAUGAAGAUCGAAAACAUACCUGGAUAGAAGAUGCUGAAUCAUGUGCUGCUCAUGGUGCAUUCGAGUGUGCUCGUGCAAUUUAUGCGUACGCUUUAAAGGCCUUCCCUAACAAAAAAUCCAUCUGGUUAAGAGCAGCAUACUUCGAAAAGAAUCACGGAACAAGAGAGUCACUUGAAAGUCUCUUGCAAAAUGCUGUCAAACAUUGUCCAAAAGCAGAGGUGUUAUGGUUGAUGGGUGCCAAAUCAAAAUGGAUGGCGAACGAGAUUCCAGCCGCUAGAUCCAUCUUAGCUCUUGCUUUUCAAGCAAACCCGAACAGUGAAGAAAUCUGGUUGGCUGCUGUCAAGCUAGAAUCCGAAAACAAUGAAGAUGAAAGAGCAAAACGUUUGCUCGCAAAAGCAAGGAUGAGUGCUCCUACUGCGAGAGUGUACAUGAAAUCUGUUCGACUAGAAUGGGUACUUGGAAACUUGCAACAGGCGAAAGAUUUAUUAAAAGAAGCGUUGGCAAAAUACGAUGACUUUCCAAAGCUCUGGAUGAUGAAAGGUCAAAUAUGCGAAGGUGAAAAAGAUAUGUAUGAAGCGAGACAAGCCUAUAGAAAUGGAGUGAAGAAAUGUCCAAACUCAAUUCAACUUUGGAUCUUGCUUGGAAAGUUAGAAGAAAAAGAAGGUAACUUAACGAAAGCUCGAUCAGUUCUCGAACAGGGACGACAUCGCAACCCAAAGAUCGACGAGUUAUGGUUGCAUUCUGUUCGACUUGAAAAUCGUGCUGGUUACAAAGAUUUCGCCAAAUCAUUAAUCGCAAAAGCAAUGCAAGAUUGUCCAACGUCAGGCGUACUAUGGGCGGAGAGUAUUUUCAUGGAGUCCCGCCCUCAACGUAAAACGAAGAGUGUGGACGCGUUAAAAAGAUGUGAGCACGACCACCAUGUGCUCUUAGCUGUAUCAAAAUUAUUUUGGAGUGAACGGAAAAUCAACAAAGCACGUGAUUGGUUCCAUCGUACAGUAAAAAUUGACCCUGACUUCGGAGAUGCAUGGGCGUAUUUUUAUAAAUUUGAAUUACUCAAUGGAACAGAAGCCAAUCAGAAAGCAGUGUUAGAAAAAUGUGUGAAAGCCGAACCACGUCACGGUGAACUAUGGCAGGAAGUUGCGAAGAAUACGAAGAACUGGCGAAAGAAAACUGCGGAGUUGUUACCCCUUGUUGCGAAGUCUCUGAAACCAAUCGAAAGUCUGUAACGUUUGGAUGACGAAGAAAUUAUACAGAUGAUGAGUUUGUAGAAGAGAAAAUGACCGUCCAGAAUGCGUACACAUUUGCCACUCACAUCACGUGGACAUAGAUCUUCUUAAUGUACAUAAAGGAAAAUUGGUUUGAACACACAUUAUUUCCACCAAUUUUAAUAAAGAAAUGCUAUAUGUGGAAAAACUAAAAGAUAUACCUUAAAUGA
Molecule: messenger RNA, 3904 nt
Organism: Hydractinia symbiolongicarpus
Lineage: Eukaryota; Metazoa; Cnidaria; Hydrozoa; Anthoathecata; Hydractiniidae
Product: pre-mRNA-processing factor 6-like
Exons: 27
Coding region: 906-3695 (929 amino acids)
Biological process (GO): spliceosomal tri-snRNP complex assembly; mRNA splicing, via spliceosome
Cellular component (GO): U4/U6 x U5 tri-snRNP complex; catalytic step 2 spliceosome
Molecular function (GO): protein binding
Source: RefSeq, a predicted model, not a curated record